AUGAUGGUUGCGGCGAUCCGCACAAAUCACAAGAGACGGCGUCAAACUUAUCCGAUGCCACAAUUACGAUCGCUCAUAAUCCUCGUAGCGGCAGAAAUUGCAUCUUCCAGAAAUACAGUCUCGUCUUUCGUCGCCACUCCUCGCCCUUUACUGCUCGCUCCAUCGCUAGCGACCUAUUCCACCACCAAGCCACCAGAAUGCACGGUUCACGACGUUGCCGACCUCGAUUGCAUCUCGCAGCAAUUGGGCUAUUUGCCGACAAAUUUUGUUGGUGUGUCAGCCCGUAAUGCGGAUCGUGUACCCGUUGCGAUCCAAACCUACCCUUUGUUUGGGGGUGCACCCCGUCGUCAGAUCAAAACAGCCGCAAGCAUGCCGAAUACGCAGUUGCGCAUGUUGGGGACACCCUUCCCUACACUAUACUGGUUGACCUGCCCAAUAAUUUCCAAGGCUAUUGCGAAUCUGGAAGGACAGGGCCACGUACAACGUAUACAACAAAUCGUGCGAGAAUGUGACGAUUUAACGCAACGUUUAUGGACGUGUCACGCCGAGUACGCGGAAAAUCGUUGGGAUUCUCUGACCCAGAUAGAUCGAUCCGUUUUGGAAAACUCGGACGAAUCAAGUCGUAUUCGUGACAUGCUGCAAUACUCCGGCAUUGCUGGAACCAACGUUACGCGGGUAGUAAGGACAGCGCGCGAGAACGACGGCAAUCCGCGUCGGAAUGAGCCCGCGUCGGGUUGGCAACCCUCCAUCAAAUGUUUACACACCCACUAUGCACAUUUUCGAAGUACGACGUUUUCAAAUCAGGUAAAGAAGCCAACGAUCAAUCCCGUAGGUGAAAUGGUGGAGGAGCUUUUACGACUCGAGUUUCCGGAAGUACUGUUGUAG
Molecule: messenger RNA, 885 nt
Organism: Phaeodactylum tricornutum CCAP 1055/1
Lineage: Eukaryota; Bacillariophyta; Bacillariophyceae; Surirellales; Neidiaceae
Exons: 1
Coding region: 1-885 (294 amino acids)
Source: RefSeq, a predicted model, not a curated record